AUGCUUGGGCGAGUUCACCAGACCGGGUUCUUUGAGCAUCUGCUGCAGAAUGAAGCUGCUCAGAGGUACCUUUGCUGCGUCUCACGCUCGCACGUAGAGAUUACGCCUCUUGGGAAUGGCGACUUUCAGGUGACCAAUCUCAGCGCGAACCCCGUGGCGAUCGCCGGGCCCAAGUUGGGGAAGGGCGAACAGGCCACGUUGAGGCCAAACAGUUGCAUCGACUUCAUCGGGACGCACUCCGAUGGCUCUGGGCAGACGGUGGUGUAUUUGAAGCUGAAACUCCUUGAAGCACAGCCAAAGAUACAAAGAGAUCAGUCACAGGGCAGCGAGAAGCCACCCACCGAGCCUCUCUUGGAGGCCUUGGGCGGUGCCGAGGGUAUCAGUGCCUUUGGUCACGGCUUGCGACGUCUGCUGCCGCAGAUCGACGACCUCCGCAAGGCUCCCUUCUGGCUGCAGCUGGAUGGCUCUGCGGUGCGGCAGGCCUUUCCGGCGGAGCAGCGGAUCUUGGAGGGCACACCUCAGGGGCUUCUGGUGGGACGGGCGCAUCAGCAGACACUUCAUCAGGAGGCAUUGAGGAAGGAGGUGCGAGAAUACUUGAGUCGGGAUCACUUCCGAAUCCUUCGGGAGAAGGAUGGGCGUUUCCAGUUGGUGGCCUUGAGUUCAAACCCCAUUUGGCGCGAUCGACGUGGAGCGCCGCGGUGUGAACUGGAGAAAGGCGAUGCUCCACUCUCCUUAGCCUCGGGAGAUGAGAUCCUCCUCUUCACCGGCGCCACGGACUGCACGCCGGAUGGCCCGGAAAAUCUGGGGACCCUCAAAUGGCGCUUCAUCCAGAGCGAUGGACGUGCCAAAGAUCCGGUGCUGGACAACGAGACCAUGCGAUCAGUCAAGAGGAACAGUCGGGAUAGCAGCCCGAGGGGCGUGCACCACGCAGGUCAGGUGGAGAAAGCUGGACAAAAGCAUCGCUACACCUGCCUGGGGCAGGUCUUCGACGCCUUCGUGGAGGAGCCCCGGUCGCGCGGGAAGUCGCCGGGCCGCGUCACCUUCGCGCCAGAGCCGUCUUCGACGAAGGAUUUCAGGAGGUCCGCCGGACCUUUUUCGUGCCGAUGUUCCAGGUCCACGAGCCGAUCUUUGGGAAUGUUCGAAAAAGGACAAGCACUCCACAGUGCAGAGACCAGCCACGGGCUACAUCCGAGAAGUGCCUCCUGA
Molecule: messenger RNA, 1206 nt
Organism: Durusdinium trenchii
Lineage: Eukaryota; Dinophyceae; Suessiales; Symbiodiniaceae
Source: the annotation of a GenBank genome assembly